Fibroporia radiculosa is the source of this 684-nucleotide messenger RNA. RefSeq lists its product as uncharacterized. NCBI's taxonomy places the organism in Eukaryota, Fungi, Basidiomycota, Agaricomycetes, Polyporales, Fibroporiaceae. The coding region runs from base 1 to 684 and encodes 227 amino acids. The transcript has 3 exons. The record is from RefSeq and is a predicted model, not a curated record.
AUGAGACUCAAGGUCACCUAUAUCAUUGAUAUUCAGGGGGAUGGUGUACAGAAUUGCCAGCAGAAACCCAAACACCCUAAUCAUGAAUAUUGCGGAAAGAAGUGUGCGGCAGAGGCCCAGGCGCAAUCAGCCACCCAGCCUAAGACAGCCGCUUGGACAGGUGCAACUCGAGGUAAGAACUUGCACCCUGCGGGAAACACCGGACAGAAGGGAGGUUUGGCGGCGAAGAUACAGCAGGCUGCAGCCGGGAAAUUUGGUACACCACAGCCAUCCGCACCUCCGGCUCCAGGAGUGAAUGCUGCUCCAAAAGCAUACGCUCGCUCUCCUCCACAAGUUCCGGGAAUGCCUCCUUCCAGUGCUCCCUCAUCGCCCGGCAAUGGUCAGUUUGGAUCGCCUGGCAAUAUGCCACAAGGUAGCCUCGGCGCCGCUCCCGGGCCCGCCAGUCAGCAGUCGUACGGGGCACCGUAUACCGCGCCUCCAACAUGCAAAAUUCCAGGCUGUAUGGAGCCCGUCUAUGUGGAUUCAAACGGCUGGAUUACCAGUGAGUUCUGCUCCAUGAGGCAUCGCAAGGAAGCUGUUGCCACUAGUCUGGUCGAUGCGUGCAUCAUGUGCCACGAGUUCCCGCAGAAUACGACCGACUAUUUUUGUAGCAGAACCUGCAGGGAAGCUGCUCUCAACAAGUGA